Messenger RNA from Didymodactylos carnosus, 1941 nucleotides. NCBI's taxonomy places the organism in Eukaryota, Metazoa, Rotifera, Eurotatoria, Philodinida, Philodinidae. The record is from the annotation of a GenBank genome assembly.
AUGGACGAAAACGAAGACCAGUAUCGAUGGGAGACUGGUUAUGAACGUACCUGGGAAGUAAUACAAGAAGAUGAAAGUGGCUCGAUCAGUGCGACCGUCAAUGCAAUCAAUCAGAAAAAUAGACGAAAUGAAUUAGCACAAAUUCCAAAUGUUCGACUUGGCAUGAUGCGGCAUCUUUAUGUGGUCUUGGAUAUGUCAGAAGCUAUGAAAGAUCAAGAUCUUCGACCAACUCGUUUAUUUUGUGCUAUUGAGCUUCUAAAAGAAUUUGUGUCCAUGUAUUUUGAUUCAAAUCCGAUUAGUCAAAUUGGCAUUUUAGUGACGAAAAAGAAGCGCGUUGAAAAAAUAUCGGAACUAGCAGGAAAUCCACGGUCACAUAUUAAUCUUCUCGAACAAUUGAGAUAUCAAGACUGUGAAGGUGAAUCAUCUAUACAAAAUGCUUUAGAAUUAGGUUUACAAACAUUAAAGCAUAUGCCAAAGUAUUCCAGUCGUGAAAUGCUUUUUGUCUUGGGUAGUUUAACAACUUGCGAUCCUGGAAAUAUUUCUCAAACAAUCAAAUUAUGUAAAGAGAAUGAAAUACGUUGUUCUGUUAUUAGUUUAUCUGCCGAAGUAAGAAUAUUUCGUAAACUUUGUACUGAUACGAAAGGUUUAUACCAUGUAAUUAUGGAUUCAACACAUUUUCAAGAAUUAUUACAAAUUCAUUCUCGUCCAUUACCCGCCUUAACAAAAUUUGAAUCAUCUCUAGUUCGAAUGGGUUUUCCAAAAUACCGCGUUUGUUCAUCAGAAAGUCAAACUGGGAACAGUCCAACAACGACAACAUCAUUAACAAAUAAGCAAGAAAAAGCGUCAAUGUGUAUGUGUCAUUUAGAGCAACGAGAUGGUUCGACAGGUUUUUCCAUUAGCGGUUAUUUUUGUCCUACGUGUGAAAGCAAAUAUUGUGAAUUACCAACGGAAUGUUCAGUUUGUCAUUUGACGCUUGUAUCAGCACCACAUUUAGCUCGUUCAUAUCAUUUUCUUUUUUUUGUUGAACAAUUUAUUGAAAUUCCACGGAACUCAUCAACGAUUAGUAAUGGUAAUGCUCAUGAACAUAAUCAAGAUGAAACAAAUCAUACUGUUAAUGGAGGAGGUAGUGGGAUCGGUUUGGAAAUCACAAGACAACUUGGUUUGCAUGGAUGUAAAGUCGCUGUUAUGGGUAGACGUGCAGAUGUAUUAAAAUCAGCUGUUGAUUCUUUAUCUUCGGAAGGAAUUACAGCCAUCGCUACUCCUGGUGAUGUGCGAUCUAAUGAUGAUGCCGUUCGAGCUGUUCAACAGACAGUAGAAAAAUAUGGACAGUUAGAUAUAUUAGUCAAUAGUGCGGCUGGAAAUUUUUUAUCAGCCGCUGAAGAUUUAUCGCCUAAAGGAUUUCGAACGGUAAUGGAAAUCGAUGCCAUUGGCGUUUUUACAAUGUGUCAUGCGACAUUCAGCGAACUACGCAAGAGCAAUAAUGCUAAUAUUAUUAAUAUCAGUGCUAAUCUACAAUAUCCUGCAACCUGGUAUCAAGUGCAUGCAAGCGCAGCGAAAGCGGCUAUCGACAGUAUUACUCGAUCAUUAGCAUUGGAAUGGGGUGAAUAUAAAAUACGAGUAAAUGGAAUAGUUCCAGGUCUAAUCAGUGGUACACCCGGUUUCACCAAAUUGGGUGGUGAUAUAUUAGAUACAAAUUUAUUAACAGAAACAAGUCCACUAGGAAGACCGGGAGAGAAACAUGAAGUAGCAAUGGGAGUUGUCUAUCUGUGCUCUACUGCAGGUUCAUUUAUCACUGGUCAUAUAAUGUUCAUCGACGGAGGAAACUGGCUUAUGAAACCAAAGUUGGCUGCUCGUGAUGUGAUCAAAGCGUUUUCUAGAAAUGUUGAGAAAAAAAGUCGACAAGAAGGCCUACCCGAUACAUAUGUAAAGUGUAAACUGUAA